UCGAUCGAGAUCUUUUUACCCCAGAUUUUAUGUAUGCAUGGCUACCGGCAAAAUGCAGAACUGUUUCGGGAGAAGACGGGAGCUUUUCGGAAGAAAUUGAAAAAGACUUGCGAUUUUGGUGAGUUUCCGCAUCGUAUAAAUAAAUGCCUCAAUCGUAGCAAUGGCUGGUGGUUUUCCCGUUCGGACAACUAUUUCAGAGCGCAAGAUCAAAGUGAUUGUGAUGAAGGCUUCUCGGAAUCCUUGGAAGCGUUAAAACAAACGAUCGAACAAGAGGGACCAUUCGACGGUGUUCUGGCUUUCAGUCAAGGGGCUGCAUUCAUGCUUCUGGUUCAGCUUUUGUUGAAGAGUGGACAGUUUGGUAAGGGAUAUGUUUGA
Echinostoma caproni is the source of this 375-nucleotide messenger RNA. The record is from the annotation of a GenBank genome assembly. NCBI's taxonomy places the organism in Eukaryota, Metazoa, Platyhelminthes, Trematoda, Plagiorchiida, Echinostomatidae.